AUGAAGUCUCCCAGCCCUGGAUCCUAUGCGCUUUUUGCACUGACGCUCCUGGCAGGUCCUCCCUGUGCGCAUGGCCUCGACCGCAUGGACUACGACCGCCACUACUACUACCACUUGCCUAACUGUGCCUCUGCCAAAUUUCAGUCCGAGGCUCGUGCCCAAGAGUCCGAGCGUUUGGUUCACAGCCUCCAGAGCGAGGUUGAUGCCCGUGCCAAGGCCGCAGAAGGCGACAUUCAGAAGAAACAGGAGGAGCUCUCGAAACUUGAAGACGAACUGGUCGCCGAGAAGGAGAAGUACAAGGCUCUCAGCGAGGAACUGGAGUCCACCUUCGCAGAACUUACUGGCAACUAG
Molecule: messenger RNA, 351 nt
Organism: Dibothriocephalus latus
Lineage: Eukaryota; Metazoa; Platyhelminthes; Cestoda; Diphyllobothriidea; Diphyllobothriidae
Source: the annotation of a GenBank genome assembly